AUGGGAAUGGCUGCUGAAGAAUGUACAGUUGAGAAUAAUAUUAGUCGAUGGCUUUGCAAUUUCUUCGUAUCAAGUGGCUCGGUUUAUCCUGAUCCAAUUGUUCCUAUAAUUGCUUCUGGUGGUAGAGGGAAGUGA
Molecule: messenger RNA, 135 nt
Organism: Diversispora eburnea
Lineage: Eukaryota; Fungi; Glomeromycota; Glomeromycetes; Diversisporales; Diversisporaceae
Source: the annotation of a GenBank genome assembly